Molecule: messenger RNA, 663 nt
Organism: Penicillium odoratum
Lineage: Eukaryota; Fungi; Ascomycota; Eurotiomycetes; Eurotiales; Aspergillaceae
Exons: 2
Coding region: 1-663 (220 amino acids)
Source: RefSeq, a predicted model, not a curated record
AUGUCCAACGACCGUUCCACCUCUCCCAUUAACGUCCCCGAGUCUCACUCUCGCCCCAGGCGAGGGUCCGUCGCAUCCGGCCUUCCCUUCACCGAUCUCUUCUCGAGGCAGAAUAACCAACCUACCAAGGAAGCUGUCAACCCCCAGGCAAACCGGCGACGGUUGUCAAUCACCACGCUAGGACUGUCUGGCUCGCCAACCCAAACGUCCGCUUUCGGGUCCUUUCGUCGGGGCAGCCUGUCCAGCUCAUGGGGCUCCAGUGCCCCUAAUGAGGAUGCCGUCGCUGAGGAUGCAGAGGGAGGCUCUCCCAACUCCCCGUUCGCACGGCGGGUUUCCUUUGGAGCUCAGGCUCUAAGGGAUGCCCGGUCCGGCAGUAUAAGCAAUGGUAGAAUACCCCCUGGUUCAUUACCGGCUGCGCGGCCCAGUGCCCGCUCUCCUGCAAGUACCGUCACUUCUCCCCAGGAUGAGAGAUCUAACCCAUCUCGACGAUUAGGCGAAGGCUUUAACUGGUCCGAGGCCCUCCGCUCCCGUGCCGAGCGUGCCCCUUCCCUCGGUGGCGUCUCCCCCAGUCGGCCCCCCAUUCGGGAAAUCCCCAAGCAGGCUAAGCAAAAGAAACCCGAUUUCUUCCAGGAGAAGAUCCUACGUGGUGACUUUAUGGACUAG